Messenger RNA from Purpureocillium takamizusanense, 1407 nucleotides. RefSeq lists its product as uncharacterized. The coding region runs from base 85 to 924 and encodes 279 amino acids. NCBI's taxonomy places the organism in Eukaryota, Fungi, Ascomycota, Sordariomycetes, Hypocreales, Ophiocordycipitaceae. The transcript is spliced from 3 exons. The record is from RefSeq and is a predicted model, not a curated record.
GUUGGCGCCGACGGCCAACGUCUACAUCUUGAGACGGACGUGCUUCACUGUCUGGAUCUUUGUGACACGCCACCGGCUGUGGCGAUGGACUAUGAAGAGCUCAAUCGUGCCAACUGGGAUGAGCGCGCGCCCGUCCAUGCCGCAUCUCGAGAUUACUGUGUCCGAAAUUUCCUCUCCGAUCCAGCCUUUCUCAGCGGGGUUGUCGAGUUUGACCGCCCGCUGCUCGGCGACAUUACAGGCCUGCCAUGCGUCCACCUACAGUGCCACAUUGGGACCGACUCCCUGAGUCUCGCGCGGUUGGGCGCCUCAUCCGUUACGGGGCUUGACUUCUCGGGCGUAUCGCUCUCCGAAGCGCGCAAGCUCGCGAGCGCCACGGACGGCACGGGCGGCGAGAAGCUGGUCUUUGUCGAAGCAACCGUGUACGAUGCCCCCGCGACCUUGUCCCAGUGCACCUUUGACCUCGUCUACACGGGCAUAGGGGCCAUAUGCUGGCUGCCUAGUAUAGUGCAGUGGGCGAAGGUGGUCCAUGGCCUCCUCAAGCCAGGAGGGCGGUUGUUUCUGCGCGACGGCCAUCCCGUGCUCUGGGCCCUGGAUGAGGCGCGCACCGACGACCUAGUGCUCGGCUACCCGUACUUUGAGCGCGACGGGGAGGCAACGCUGUUUGAUGAUCCGGAUGGGUACGUCGACGCGGGGGUUUACAAGUUCCAGGCAACGCAAACCGCAACGUUUAACCACGGCAUCGGGGAAAUUGUGCAGGCUCUGCUGGAGGAGGGGAUGACCGUGACGGGACUGGCGGAGCACCAGAGCGUGCCUUGGAAUGCAUUGCCGGGGCAAAUGACCAAGGAUGAGCGAGGGGAGUGGUCGUUGACGGACCGACCGUGGCGGCUGCCUCACUCGUUUACGCUGCAGGCCGUCAAGGCGUGAUGUAUGCGUUGGCCGCCUCGUUCGGUCCGAUAUCGAGUCCAGGCACACAACACACAGACGCGGGUCUUGUGUCAUAUGCCUGGACACACACCACGCGGCUUGAAGUCAAACGCAGACGAUCGCGUCAUCGCAAGAAGAGGGGGUUUUGCAACGAGUCGUUGAAGGCAACGAUUGGAGUUUGGCGGGUGUCCGGCCGCAGUUCGUCAUGCAUCAAGGUAGUAAUCGCGCCAGCUCUGCGGUCAUGAUGGUCCAUGAUGUUGUCAAGACUUCUAGGCCCAGCAUGCGGUACGGGGGCUCUAGGCCUCCGAAGGCUCCACAUCGUAUUCAAUGUCCGUUCUGAUGAUGUAUUUGGCGCCCUUUUUGACACUAGUUCCCUCAUGCAGCAGCGCUCCGUUGGUCUCGCCAUGGGGAAAGACGGCCACGCCGCCCAUGACGGGUCGCACGGGAUACGCAUUGAGAACUCCCUCACGCUGGCCGGGGAUG